GGGGCGCAAAAGUGGGAUGUAUGUGAUGCAUGUGACUCUGGUGUGGUGGCUCAGAAGAGACCCUGGCAGCAGGAGACCACACAUGGUACCAUGUGUGUCUGUCUUGUCAUCUGGCACGUGUGUGUCGUCCACUAUUGACUGGCUGACCUGUCCAUCGCCGAAUGGGCUGAUGUGUCCUUCCCUGAGCUGCUGGAGGGUGGUCUGGCCGGUCACCAGCUCCUGCACCAACAUGCCCGCGAUCGCAAUCUGCACACACACACACACAUAUACACACACAGAGCAAACACCGCAUGAUGAAUAGCCUUGCUGCGUCCCACAACUCGACUUCUGACCAUUGCGAGUCGUCCGUUCUUGAUUUCCUUGAGCUGCAGCUUAGCGAAUUCCACGGGGUCGUUCUCGAACGGGUUGAUGCCGAAGCCCAGGUCGCCGGGGGCGCGGUUCUCGAAAUCCUGCUUGCCAAUCGACAGCUCGAUGGCUGCGAUCGUCGCCAAGAUCUGGAGCCAGCCCUGAAAUACACAUACACACCCGACACGUACAAAGCAUGCAGGCGGGCAUCCAUCAUGGUGUCGGUCGGUUGACGGAUGGCUGGCUGGCUGGCUGGUCGGUCGGUUCGCUGAUUGGUUGACUCACUGACCGCCGAUGGGACUUGUGAGAUGGCCUUGAGCCCCGGCUCGACCUUGCCGUCAUAGAGGGGGUGCCACAGCUCGGCAACGAAGUAACCCAACACAGCCAACAUGGCCACACGACCUGACAAGAACGCCACCAGACACGCAGCGCACACAGCAUUGCUUGCACUCGUUGCUGGAUGCCAUCAUAUCACCCUGCUCUCCCUGCCCUGCCCUGCCACACACCAUGCUUGAGCUCGACGGCGCGAUAUCUGUAGAGCGACGACUCGUCCUUGGAGAAGCCAAGAGGGUCCCACACGCCCCGUGUUUCGACGUCAGCACCAAUCAUAUCCUGGGGAAUCAAACCAAAUCAAAUCACGGAGAUGAACAAGACUCAUAUGAGCAGGUCUGCAGCGUAGAUCUGUGCGUGCGUACCUCGACAGCCAUUCGUGGUGCCGUCCUGUCCCUGCUCUGCAGCUUAUCGAGGCCCCGGAGGGGUGCAGACGGGACGAACGCACUGGCAGCCGCGAUGAGGGCGGCGAACACCAUGAGCUUCAUCAUGGCUGACCUGUCGGGAGCUGG
This is a messenger RNA of Vitrella brassicaformis, 1187 nucleotides long. The record is from the annotation of a GenBank genome assembly. NCBI's taxonomy places the organism in Eukaryota, Vitrellaceae.